AACUGAACAACGGCAUUCCGAGCGGCGCCUGUUGAUGACGUCACACCACAACAACCCUACAAUCCAGCGUCGCGUGUCAGCUGUAGCUUCAGCUAAUCGUUUAGCCGUUAGUUGUUGCUAAAAUUAGCAGAUUUUCAGACAUGUUUGGAGAAACGUGAAGAAGAAGAGCCUGGAAGCUUCUUCUCAGCGGGUUCAGGAGGCACUCUGAAGGUCGUUGGCUCAAAGGUUACAGCAAGCCGCAGCAUUAUGGUGGACAUCUCUGUGAAAAGUGAAGCUACUUGGGUCUGUCACACUCAGGGGCGUCACCUGGCUGACGUCGUUCUUCCUGUUCACAUCAAUAACACGACCAAAGAAGAAGAUGAAGUCAGUGAGUUGGACAGAGAAGAAACUCAGUGUUGUGAUCCAGUGCUGCUAGAGCAGAUGGAGGAAGGCUCUCCUUGUGUCCUGAAGUUCCACUGCAACCCCAGCUUACCUGCCACCAUCAGCCGCCUGCUCGUUAUAAGUGAGGCUCGAACCAUGGAGGUGUACAGCCAGACCGGAGAGUACUCUGGGACUGUACGGGGAUCGAAGGACGACAGCAUCCAGCUAGACAGUGCUGACAGAGGGCCUUUCUAUAAGAAGCAGCUGAUCAUCGAGGAGCCAUCCUCUGCCUGUGAAGUGAAGUUACUCUCCCUGGCAGGUAGGAGCAGUGUCAUGGUGGCUAAAGUCAUCGUGAGCCUUCAGCUGCUGCAGUCCUGCCCAGCCCCAAACCCGGGCAUAGACAUGCAGCGAGUGCAGUGUCUGAUGGAGGAGAUGGGAACAAGCCUGUCGCCAGGAGCUCAGAAUCUCAUGGAAAUGGUGCAGUUCCAGCAGAAGAAUCAGACCGGCUCUCUGGCUGGUUUCCUGCCUCUCCUGAUGGGCAGUGGAGCUUUCUCUGGUUUGGGGAGAGAAGUCAGCAUGUGUCCAGGAGCUGGCAAUUUUCUGCCUCGACCUGCAGAAUUUAAGGUACAAAACCCAUUUGUGCUGUUCUUUGUUCUUAGAUUAGACCAUUUAAAAACUCGGCCCACACUGCACUUCCUGAAGGGACAGGGGGUCAACCAGGGGUUCGGCUCCAGUCCCGAGCUUCUGCCCAUGCUCCAGAACGUCUGCGGUCAGGUGACCCAGCUGAGACUGGAUGAUGCUGCAGCAGAGAAGGAGAAGAUGAUGAGAAACGGCACGUGGGAGUUGGACUCAGCUAUGGAGCGCCGUCUGGAGGAGAUGGAGAAGAGGCUGAAGGAGCACAUGGACCGCCGCUUGGAUGCUUUGGAGCAGAAGCUGGAGAAGGCCCUGCUGAGCGCUUUGCCGCUGGUCACCCUUAACCACGGAGCCAUGAGCAGCUCAGCACGAGGAGCAGCAGAUACCGGACCGGCGGAGCAGAUCGCCCCGACGCCAGCCAUGCAUUGAGUCCAGAAGCACUAAAAAGACUAACAUCGAACCCCGGAAGCCUUAACUCUCUUCUUCAUCGUCCUCAAACCAGACCCGAGCGUCGGAUGGAAGCAGGCCGGGACAGAAACACCAACAAAGACGGAGCAAUAAAACUAGAAGCCUGAAAUAUGAGGUUAACAUGUAAAACCAGCAGUGUUGCUGUAAGUUCAUAUUCUGUAGAAAUGUUAUCUCCUGUAAACAAAACAAGUGACUGUCUCGUCAGCGCGACUACAAUGGCUGCACUGCAUUUUGAACAACAUGAGACGUGUACAGGAAGAGGACGAGACUCUUUCAAAAAAGUGUUGAUGUGCAGCAGAGCUGACUUACAUUAAGUGUUCAGCUGAAAUGAAACCCACUUAUCUCUCCCUGCUCUUCUUUUCUCCUCUGUAUAUGCACUGAAACUCAUCAUUGUACCAGUUAUUUAAACAGUUAAUGGUUUGGUCUUUGAACGGCACUAAAACAAAGUCAUCUUCAAAAGUCUCGGUUUGUCUAAUCAGCUGUUCACAUGUCAGAGAACAUUACACGGUUUACGUUAGAAACGACUAAACUGACGCAGCUCUAAACGACACUGAUGUGAUGUGAAGGCUUUUCGGGCCUGACCUGCUCGGCUUGGUUUGUUUUAAAACUUGCUCCAGUUAAGGCGACUAAAUCGAACGUGUAACUGUAUUUUAAUACGGCACUGUAAUGUUUUAAGUACUGUACAUGUUUGUAAACUAUUAAAACGGCUGUGCUGACCUGUGAUGUUUACCUGUACUGAUGUGAGUCAAAGUAAAUGUAUUUAUACAGCUUAAUAAAGUUUUUAAACGUUG
This is a messenger RNA of Neolamprologus brichardi, 2252 nucleotides long. Lineage: Eukaryota; Metazoa; Chordata; Actinopteri; Cichliformes; Cichlidae. The record is from RefSeq and is a predicted model, not a curated record.